Messenger RNA from Nomascus leucogenys (northern white-cheeked gibbon), 7336 nucleotides. It is a transcript of the gene APAF1, whose product is annotated as apoptotic peptidase activating factor 1. NCBI's taxonomy places the organism in Eukaryota, Metazoa, Chordata, Mammalia, Primates, Hylobatidae. Gene Ontology annotation, cellular component: apoptosome. Gene Ontology annotation, biological process: regulation of apoptotic process; apoptotic signaling pathway. The record is from RefSeq and is a predicted model, not a curated record. Gene Ontology annotation, molecular function: protein binding; ADP binding.
ACUUCUAUGCGCGCGGGCACGAGCCGUGGCGGGAGUGCGCGGCGGCGGCGGCGGCCGCCCCUUGGGGCUUGGGGUGUGUUUAUUUGCAUAAGCGGGCGCGCGCCGUCCGGGCUGGGUGGAUCCGGCGGGAUUUGACUGCUCCGGUGUCCAGAGGCGGAGAAGAAGAGGCAGCGAGUGGACGUGACUGCUCUAUCCCGGGCAAAAGGGAUAGAACCGGAGGUGGGGAGUCUGGGCAGUCGGCGACCUGCGAAGACUUGAGGUGCCGCAGCGGCGUCCAGAGUAGCGCCGGGCUCCCCCCGGCGUGCAGCCGCCGUCGGGGGAAGGGCGCCACAGGCCGGGAAGACCUCCUCCCUUUGUGUCCAGGAGUGGGGUCCACCAGAGGGCGGCCCGUGGGCCGGGCCUCACCGCGGCGCCCCGGGACGGUGGGGUCAGGCUGCGUUGAGUGGACGCCCACCUCGCCAACCUUCGGAGGUCCCUGGGAGUCUUCGUGCGCCCUGGGGCUGCAGAGAUCCAGGGGAGGCGCCUGUGAGGCCCGGACCUGCCCCGGGGCGAAGGGUAUGUGACGAGACAGAGCCCUGCACCCCUAAUUCCCGGUGGAAAACUCCUGUUGCCGUUUCCCUCCACCGGCCUGGAGUCUCCCAGUCUUGUCCCGGUAGUGCCGCCCUUCCCAGUAAGACCUAGGCGCAAAGGCUUGGCUCAUGGUUGACAGCUCAGAGAGCGAAAGAUCUGAGGGAAGAUGGAUGCAAAAGCUCGAAAUUGUUUGCUUCAACAUAGAGAAGCUCUGGAAAAGGACAUCAAGACAUCCUACAUCAUGGAUCACAUGAUUAGUGAUGGAUUUUUAACAAUAUCAGAAGAGGAAAAAGUAAGAAAUGAGCCCACUCAACAGCAAAGAGCAGCUAUGCUAAUUAAAAUGAUACUUAAAAAAGAUAAUGAUUCCUACGUAUCAUUCUACAAUGCUCUACUACAUGAAGGAUAUAAAGAUCUUGCUGCCCUUCUCCAUGAUGGCAUUCCUGUUGUCUCUUCUUCCAGUGGUAAAGAUUCAGUUAGUGGAAUAACUUCAUAUGUAAGGACAGUCCUGUGUGAAGGUGGAGUACCACAAAGGCCAGUUGUUUUUGUCACAAGGAAGAAGCUGGUGAAUGCAAUUCAGCAGAAGCUCUCCAAAUUGAAGGGUGAACCAGGAUGGGUCACCAUACAUGGAAUGGCAGGCUGUGGGAAGUCUGUAUUAGCUGCAGAAGUUGUUAGAGAUCAUUCCCUUUUAGAAGGUUGUUUCCCAGGGGGAGUGCAUUGGGUUUCAGUUGGGAAACAAGACAAAUCUGGGCUUCUGAUGAAACUGCAGAAUCUUUGCACACGGUUGGAUCAGGAUGAGAGUUUUUCCCAGAGGCUUCCACUUAAUAUUGAAGAGGCUAAAGACCGUCUCCGCAUUCUGAUGCUUCGCAAACACCCAAGGUCUCUGUUGAUCUUGGAUGAUGUUUGGGACUCUUGGGUAUUGAAAGCUUUUGACAAUCAGUGUCAGAUUCUUCUUACAACCAGAGACAAGAGUGUUACAGAUUCAGUAAUGGGUCCUAAAUAUGUAGUCCCUGUGGAGAGUUCCUUAGGAAAAGAAAAAGGACUUGAAAUUUUAUCCCUUUUUGUUAAUAUGAAGAAGGCAGAUUUGCCAGAACAAGCUCAUAGUAUUAUAAAAGAAUGUAAAGGCUCUCCCCUUGUAGUAUCUUUAAUUGGUGCACUUUUACGUGAUUUUCCCAAUCGCUGGGAGUACUACCUCAAACAGCUUCAGAAUAAGCAGUUUAAGAGAAUAAGGAAAUCUUCGUCUUAUGAUUAUGAGGCUCUAGAUGAAGCCAUGUCUAUAAGUGUUGAAAUGCUCAGAGAAGACAUCAAAGAUUAUUACAUAGAUCUUUCCAUCCUUCAGAAGGACGUUAAGGUGCCUACAAAGGUGUUGUGUAUUCUCUGGGACAUGGAAACUGAAGAAGUUGAAGACAUACUGCAGGAGUUUGUAAAUAAGUCUCUUUUAUUCUGUGAUCGGAAUGGAAAGUCGUUUUGUUAUUAUUUACAUGAUCUUCAAGUAGAUUUUCUUACAGAGAAGAAUUGCAGCCAGCUUCAGGAUCUACAUAAGAAGAUAAUCACUCAGUUUCAGAGAUAUCACCAGCCGCAUACUCUUUCACCAGAUCAGGAAGACUGUAUGUAUUGGUGCAACUUUCUGGCCUAUCACAUGGCCAGUGCCAAGAUGCACAAGGAACUUUGUGCUUUAAUGUUUUCCCUGGAUUGGAUUAAAGCAAAAACAGAACUUGUAGGCCCUGCUCAUCUGAUUCAUGAAUUUGUGGAAUACAGACAUAUACUAGAUGAAAAGGAUUGUGCAGUCAGUGAGAAUUUUCAGGAGUUUUUAUCUUUAAAUGGACACCUUCUUGGACGACAGCCGUUUCCUAAUAUUGUACAACUGGGUCUCUGUGAGCCGGAAACUUCAGAAGUUUAUCAGCAAGCUAAGCUGCAGGCCAAGCAGGAGGUCGAUAAUGGAAUGCUUUACCUGGAAUGGAUAAACAAAAAAAACAUCACGAAUCUUUCCCGCUUGGUUGUCCGCCCCCACACAGAUGCUGUUUACCAUGCCUGCUUUUCUGAGGAUGGUCAGAGAAUAGCUUCUUGUGGAGCUGAUAAAACCUUACAGGUGUUCAAAGCUGAAACAGGAGAGAAACUUUUAGAAAUCAAGGCUCAUGAGGAUGAAGUGCUUUGUUGUGCAUUCUCUACAGAUGACAGAUUUAUAGCAACCUGCUCAGUGGAUAAAAAAGUGAAGAUUUGGAAUUCUAUGACUGGGGAACUAGUACACACCUAUGAUGAGCACUCAGAGCAAGUCAAUUGCUGCCAUUUCACCAACAGUAGUCGUCGUCUUCUCUUAGCCACUGGGUCAAGUGACUGCUUCCUCAAACUUUGGGAUUUGAAUCAAAAAGAAUGUCGAAAUACCAUGUUUGGUCAUACAAAUUCAGUCAAUCACUGCAGAUUUUCACCAGAUGAUAAGCUUUUGGCUAGUUGUUCAGCGGAUGGAACCUUAAAGCUUUGGGAUGUGACAUCAGCAAACGAGAGGAAAAGCAUUAAUGUGAAACAGUUCUUCCUAAAUUCAGAGGACCCUCAAGAGGAUAUGGAAGUGAUAGUGAAGUGUUGUUCGUGGUCUGCUGAUGGUGCAAGGAUAAUGGUGGCAGCAAAAAAUAAAAUCUUUCUUUUUGACAUUCAUACCAGUGGCAUAUUGAGAGAAAUCCACAUGGGCCAUCACAGCACCAUCCAGUACUGUGACUUCUCCCCACAAAACCAUUUGGCAGUGGUUGCUUUGUCCCAGUACUGUGUAGAGUUGUGGAAUAUAGACUCAUGUUCAAAGGUGGCUGACUGCAGAGGACAUUUAAGUUGGGUUCAUGGUGUGAUGUUUUCUCCUGAUGGAUCAUCAUUUUUGACAUCUUCUGAUGACCAGACAAUCAGGCUCUGGGAGACAAAGAAAGUAUGUAAGAACUCUGCUGUAAUGUUAAAGCAAGAAGUAGAUGUUGUGUUUCAAGAAAAUGAAGUGAUGGUCCUUGCAGUUGACCAUAUAAGACGUCUGCAACUCAUUAAUGGAAAAACAGGUCAGAUUAAUUAUCUGACUGAAGCUCAAGUUAGCUGCUGUUGCUUAAGUCCACAUCUUCAGUACAUUGCAUUUGGAGACGAAAAUGGAGCCAUUGAGAUUUUAGAACUUGUAAACAAUAGAAUCUUCCAGUCCAGGAUUCGGCACAAGACAACUGUAUGGCACAUCGAGUUCACGGCCGAUGAGAAGACUCUUAUUUCAAGUUCUGAUGAUUCUGAAAUUCAGGUAUGGAAUUGGCAUUUGGACAAAUUUAUCUUUCUACGAGCCCAUCAGGAAACAGUGAAAGACUUUAGACUCUUGAAAAAUUCAAGACUGCUUUCUUGGUCAUUUGAUGGAACAGUGAAGGUAUGGAAUAUUGUUACUGGAAAUAAAGAAAAAGACUUUGUCUGUCACCAGGGUACAGUACUUUCUUGUGACAUUUCUCAUGAUGCUACCAAGUUUUCGUCUACCUCUGCUGACAAGACUGCAAAGAUCUGGAGUUUUGAUCUCCUUUUGCCACUUCAUGAAUUGAGGGGCCACAACGGCUGUGUGCGCUGCUCUGCCUUCUCUGUGGACAGUACCCUGCUGGCAACGGGAGAUGACAAUGGAGAAAUCAGGAUAUGGAAUGUCUCAAACGGUGAGCUUCUUCAUUUGUGUGCUCCGCUUUCAGAAGAAGGAGCUGCUACCCAUGGAGGCUGGGUGACUGACCUUUGCUUUUCUCCAGAUGGCAAAAUGCUUAUCUCUGCUGGAGGAUAUAUUAAGUGGUGGAACGUUGUCACUGGGGAAUCCUCACAGACCUUCUACACGAAUGGAACCAAUCUUAAGAAAAUACAUGUGUCCCCUGACUUCAAAACGUAUGUGACUGUGGAUAAUCUUGGUAUUUUAUAUAUUUUACAGACUUUAGAAUAAAAUAGUUAAGCAUUAAUGUAGUUGAACUUUUUAAAUUUUUGAAUUGGAAAAAAAUUCUAAUGAAACUCUGACAUCAACUUUUUAUAAAGCUCUGAAUUGUUUUGCAGUAUUGCAUUCAUUACAAAAGUGUUUGUGGUUGGAUGAAUAAUAUUAAUGUAGCUUUUUCCCAAAUGAACAUACCUUUAAUCUUGUUUUUCAUGAUCAUCAUUAACAGUUUGUCCUUAGGAUGCAAAUGAAAAUGUGAAUACAUACCUUGUUGUACUGUUGGUAAAAUUCUGUCUUGAUGCAUUCAAAAUGGUUGACAUAAUUAAUGAGAAGAAUUUGGAGGAAAUUGGUAUUUUAAUACUGUCUGUAUUUAUUACUGUUAUGCAGGCUGUGCCUCAGGGUAGCAGUGGCCUGCUUUUUGAACCACACUUACCCCAAGGGGGUUUUGUUCUCCUAAAUGCAAUCUUAGUUUUUUUGCACUCUUUAAAUUUGCUUUAAAAAUAUUGUGUCUGUGUGCAUAGUCUGCAGCAUUUCCUUUAAUUGACUCAAUAAGUGAGUCUUGGAUUUAGCAGGCCCCCCCACCCCCCGCCUUUUUUUUUUUUGAGACGGAGUCUUGCUCUGUUGCCAGGCUGGAGUGCAGUGGCGUGAUCUCGGCUCACCACAACCGCUGCCUCCUGGGUUCAAGCAGUUCUCCUGCCUCAGACUCCCGAGUAGCUGGGACUACAGGCGUGCACACACGCCAAGCUAAUUUUUGUAUUUUUAGUAGAGAUGGGGUUUCACUAUGUUGGCCAGGAUGGUCUCGAUCUCUUGACCUCAUGAUCUACCCACCUUGGCCUCCCAAAGUGCUGAGAUUACAGGCGUGAGCCACCAUGCCUGGCCAGGCCCCUUCUCUUUUAAUGGAGACAGGGUCUUGCACUAUCACCCAGGCUGGAGUACAGUGGCAUAAUCAUACCUCAUUGCAGCCUCAAACUCCUGGGUUCAAGCAGUCCUCCUGCCUCAGCCUCCCAAGUAGCUGAGACUACAGGCACGAGCCACCACACCCAGCUAAUUUUUAAAUUUUCUUGUAGAGACAGGGUCUCACUAUGUUGUCUAGCCUGGUCUUGAACUCUUGGCCUCAAGUAAUCCUCCUGCCUCAGCCUCCCAAAGUGUUGGGAUUGCAGAUGUGAGCCACUGGCCUGGCCUUCAGCAGUUCUUUUUGUGAAGUAAAACUUGUAUGUUGGAAAGAGUAGAUUUUAUUGGUCUACCCUUUUCUCACAGGUCUAGCUGCUGGCAGCCCUGUGCCAUAUCUGGACUCUAGUUGUCAGUAUCUGAGUUGGACACUAUUCCUGCUCCCUCUGGUUUCUUACAUAUCAGACUUCUUGAAUGAACCUGAUCUUUCCUAAUCCUCACUUUUUUCUUCUUUAAAAAGCAGUUUCUUCACUGCUAAACGUUAGUCAUUGAGGUGGGGCCAAUUUUAAUCAUAAGCCUUAAUAAGAUUUUUCUAAGAAAUGUGAAAUAAAAGUAAUUCCAUUUACUUUUAGAUGAAUGGCAUUGUGAAUGCCAUUCUUUUAGUGAAUUUCAAGAGAAUUCUCUGGUUUUCUGUGUAGUUCCAGACGAGUCACUGUAACUCUAGAAGAUUAACCUUCCAACCAACCUAUUUUCCUUUCCCUUCUCUCUCUCCCCCUCCUUUCCUUCCUUCUUUCCUUUCUCUUCUUUUAUCUCCAAGGUUAAUCAGGAAAAAUAGCUUUUGACAGGGGAAAAAACUCAAUAACUAGCUAUUUUUGACCUCCUGAUCAGGAACUUUAGUUGAAGUGUAACUCUAAAGAAACAUUUUCUCUGAAAUAUAUUAUUAAGGGCAAUGGAGAUAAAUUAAUAGUAGACAUGGUUCCCAGAAAAUAUAAUCAAAAUUCAAAUUUUUUUUGUUUCUGUAACUGGAACUAAAUCAAAUGAUUACUAGUGUUAAUAGUAGAUAACUUGUUUUUAUUGUUGGUGCAUAUUAGUAUAACUGUGGGGUAGGUCGGGGAGAGGGUAAGGGAAUAGAUCACUCAGAUGUAUUUUAGAUAAGCUAUUUAGCCUUUGAUGGAACCAUAAAUACAGUGAAUACAAUCUUUUGCAUUGUUAAGGAGGUUUUUUGUUUUUAAAUGGUGGGUCGAGGAGCUAGUUUACAGGCUUACUGUGAUUUAAGCAAAUGUGAAAAGUGAAACCUUAAUUUUAUCAAAAGAAAUUUCUGUAAAUGGUAUGUCUCCUUAGAAUACCCAAAUCAUAAUUUUAUUUGUACACACUGUUUAGGGGCUCAUCUCAUGUAGGCAGAGUAUAAAGUAUUACCUUUCGGAAUUAAAAGCCACUGACUGUUAAAGUAUAACAACACACAUCAGUUUUUAAAAAGCCUUGAAUGGCCCUUGUCUUAAAAAGAAAUUAAGAGCCAGGUGCGGUGGCACGUGCCUGUAAUCCCAGCCCCUCGGGAGGCUAAGACAGGAGGAUUCGUUGAGCCCUGGAGUUUGAGUGCAGCCUGGGUGACAUAGCAAGACCCUGUCUUAAAAGAAAAAUGGGAAGAAAGACAAGGUGAUAUGAAGAAAGAAGAGAUACCUAAUAUAACGGAGCUGCAAAUUUCAUGGCAGUUCAUGCACUUGGUCAAGAGGAGGAUUUUGUUUUGUAGUUUGCAGAUGAGCAUUUUUAAAGCAUUUUCCCUUGCUGUAUUUUUUUGUAUUAUAAAUUACAUUGGACUUCAUAUAUAUAAUUUUUUUUUUACAUUAUAUGUCUCUUGUAUGUUUUGAAACUCUUGUAUUUAUGAUAUAGCUUAUAUGAUUUUUUUGCCUUGGUAUACAUUUUAAAAUAGGAAUUUAAAAAAUUUUUGUAAAAAUAAAAUUCACAAAAUUGUUUUGAAAAACA